Molecule: messenger RNA, 1194 nt
Organism: Cajanus cajan (pigeon pea)
Lineage: Eukaryota; Viridiplantae; Streptophyta; Magnoliopsida; Fabales; Fabaceae
Source: RefSeq, a predicted model, not a curated record
CUUUAUAGUCAACAUAGCUAUAGAAAAAGGUGCUGCCUAUUGCAAAUGAUAAGCACUCUCACUCACUGAUUUUGACCCCAUUCUUGCCCACUCUAAUUACCAACAACAGCAUCUCUAUAUGCACAGUUCUUCCCAAUAAUUCAUUCGCAGAUUCUAUGCUUAGCACAGAACAAGAAGGAGUGGACGAUUCCUGCACUCCUAUCUAACGUCGAUCUUUGGUGGCCUUGUGUUAUAAGCAUUCAAUUCAUGAACUAGUAUUUGACCAAAACAUGACUCAACAGGUACCUUUGACAGCACCAUGUUGGUUUUGGAAUUUUCUAACGAGUUCUCCUUGGGAUUCAUGUUGUUUCCUCUCAUCUGAGGUUGAGGUUGAGGAUGAGGGGUGGCCACUGGGUUUACUGCAGCAAGUGAAUGCAAAUGAAUUGGUCAGAAACAGUGACAAUGCGGGGUCAGUUUCAUUCAACACCUUACUUACUGCUUCCUCAUCUUACUCUACAGAUUCUUCAUCAGAUUUAGACACACAGUCGACGGGGUCUUUUUUUGCGGACAAUAGCACCACACUUGGGAGCCUAAUGGGUGUGUCUAGCAUUGUAGAAUUAUCCAGAAGAGGAACAAAAAGUGAAGUGUUCAAGAGUACGAAGAAGAAGUUCAUCAAUUUCAAAUCAUGGUUAUUCUGUUUAGGCUCAAGGAGUAGUAGAAAUCCUGAAGCUGAGAAGCAGAAAGAGAAUCUAGCAUCUCUUGGGGAGUUUCUUGCAGUGGAAAGAAGAGCUGCUAAUGAAAAUAGAAGGAACCAAAGCCUUGUUAUUUAUGGCCCUCAUGAAGAGCUUGCAUUGGCUGAAACCAACAUUGCAGAACAAAAUUCACUAUUUAUGAAUGGCACCAUUGCUCCUCCACACUCCCUAAGUCCAAGGCAUAGUAUUGCAACAGAGAGAAGAACAAAGGGUUUGCUUCACUUGUGGAGUUGUUUUCAUGCAUGUGUCCACAAGAUGCCUUUCGCUAGCUCCUAAUUAUAAUUUGGCAUAAACCAUCCGUCUUUUUUUCUUUUUUCUUUUCCUUUUCUUAGUAACUUUUUAUUUUACAAUAUUUGUUUUAAAAUUAACGUUGAAUGUAAGUGAAUAUGUAUCUAAAUUAAUCUUGGUUGUAAUCUUAUAUCAAAAUAUGUUUUAUUUAUUAAAUCAACAUUUUCUUUUUAAA